Anarrhichthys ocellatus (wolf-eel) is the source of this 3181-nucleotide messenger RNA. Its product is annotated as protein zer-1 homolog. The record is from RefSeq and is a predicted model, not a curated record. The coding region runs from base 1026 to 1433 and encodes 135 amino acids. Lineage: Eukaryota; Metazoa; Chordata; Actinopteri; Perciformes; Anarhichadidae. Gene Ontology annotation, cellular component: Cul2-RING ubiquitin ligase complex. The transcript has 4 exons.
UAUUUGGGAGAUUUUUGUUAUUUUAUUUAGCAAAUUGAAUUGUCUGCCUACGAAGAACAAGAGUUGAGCCGCUGCUCAGUGGGCAGAGAGAGAGACAGCGGGUAGAGCCGGCAUAUUUUCACCCCCAAGUCAGUGAAUUACAGUCCUGGUGGAUGUAGAAUUACUAUUUGACUGAAACAAUGGAAUUGUGCUUAGAAUUUAGUUUAUUUUGUUGAUACAUAGGCUUUAAGUUUACAGAAUUGUGUUCCCCACACACACACACACACACACACAGACACACACCUCUUCAGUGGUAGGUCCCGUUACAGUCGAUGGCUCCAGGAACACAUUUUGCCAUCAUGACUCACAAGGUGAAAACAAUACCAGCGUCUCUGUCGUGGCUGGUGUAGUCCAAUACAUGUGGUGGUACUCUCCAGGCGCAUGCCAUCUGAAAAUAUCUUGUAUGUGUCGGAGUGCGUUGAUGCAUCACCACUAACUCAACAGUGUGGUUGCCCUGACUGUAACAUGCAGUCACUGCUAAACAGAUGAGAGCUUUUGUAAAAGAAAUAUAUUGUUUGUCUUGAAUGAACACAGCUGGAACAAACACAAGUGUGUACCAGACGACUGAUGGUCAGACGUUGUGGGUUAAAAUCAAAUGUCACAUCUAGUUAGUAAACCCUCCGUGACGAUUACACGCGGUAUAUACUGUUGCAUAGCAAUGACAGCAGGCUGAAGAGUUCACAUGCUACACACAGAACAAGACGCAUGAUAAUUGUACCUUUUUCCUAUCAUUGGAGCACCCACACACAUAAUAACGCCUUACUAAACUCAAUGAACCAAAGAGUUAAAACACAUCUGAAUAUAGAGUUUGCAGUUCAAAGUAAAUUCAGGUCUGAGGGAUUUCAUUUUUUUUGCAAACAUCUCGUCAGGUAUUUGUUGUUUUGUGUUCUCCAAUCACUGUUGAAUGCUUCGACAGUAACCUGCUGGACAGUAAGGCAGAUGGGAUCGAGGUGUCGUACAAUGCAUGUGGCGUGCUCUCACACAUCAUGUUUGAUGGGCCGGAGGUUUGGUCGAUGGAAGAGCCGCGAAGAGACACGGUGAUGGACAAGAUGUGGGACGCCAUCCAGAGCUGGGACGUCACCUCACGGCGCAACAUCAACUACAGGUCAUUCGAGCCCAUCCUGCGACUGCUGCCUCAGAGCAUCGCCCCUGUCAGUCAGCACUGGGCCACAUGGGCUCUCUACAACCUGGUGUCCGUUUACCCAAGCAAGUAUUGUCCCCUGCUGAUAAAGGAAGGAGGAAUAACUCUUCUAGAGAAAGUUCUAGAACUGGAAAGCUCACAGCCAGAGACAAAGGACAUGGCCAGCAAAGUAAUGGAGCAGUGUGAAACCUUCAAAGAAGACCCCAUGGAAACCAGUCAUGGACAGGAGGUAAACUAUGGACAAAGAGGUUGACAUCAUCGGAGCCAUAACUCCCAGCAAACAUUAAACAAACCCACCGAAGGCCCCUACCACUGUCAUCACCACAAGGGGCAAUCAUGUGCAUUAUUGUUAUUCUUAUCAUUCUUAUUUUGUAGAGCAGAAAUGUGUCUCUGACCCUCUUCACAGCCAUUCGGACAAAACCUAUGACACAUAGGACUAAAGAUGUGGUGCAGGGAACUUACCUUUGCUACACUAAGCAUCUCUUCUGUUGGGACUGCUUUGUGGGGAUGGGUGAAUGCUUUCUCUCAGUGUGCGUGUGCGUGCGUGCGUGCGUGCGUGCGUCAAAGAUUUAAAGAUGGAACAGAACGGGUGGAGUGAGGCUCACUACUACUAACUGUGUAACAUAGAAGAAAAGGCUAAAAGCCGUGUAGUGUGCUGGAGCGCCAUCAGAGGUCUCAGCUCUCAGGCCCUCAUGGAGGCCACUGAGCUGUUGACACAGUGAAUAUUAGCCAUUAUGUGUGUCGGCUGCAGAAGCAUCACAUGAUGUUGACAGGGGGGAAGUCGUCCCAGACUGGCACAGUGAGUUCUUUGUUAUAUAUGUAAAUAUUCUCUGUUUGUCUCUUCCUUUUACUGUGUGUAUGUUUUAUAAUAUAACUGUAAACACUCAUGACUUUACUCUAUAUUUAAAUUUGUUUAGAUUUGACUGACACAUGGUCAGUGCUAAGAAACUGUAUACAGAAUACCCAAUCAUUCAUAUGUAGUGUGGCUAUCCUGGACUCUCUGCUCUUUAAAGGGUUAUUUAGACUUGGUUGCUACUUGUGUCUGUUUUUAAUGAUCUGGCAUUUGAACCUGAUUCUGUUGAUGAUUCUUAUUCGAAGUCAAAACAUCCAAAGUAACUCCACUUUAUAUGAGGACACUGCAGGUCCGUAUGCACAAAGCCAGGUUCAUAAAGAAAAGCUUUUCCCAGAUUAGUGUGGAAGAACUUGACUGGCCUGCAAAGAGUCCACUGGGAUGGACUGGAACGCUGCCUGUGAGCCAGACCUCAUCACCCAACAUGAUGCCUUACUUUCUCAAACCAGAAGAGUGCCCACUGUCAACUAUCACAUAUGGUGCAAGGGUAAAGAGUGCUGCAUCAAUUUAGUAUUGCAACCUUUCUCAAAUUCAUUCUUCCUUCCCAGCCGACCUGACUCAAAUGACAUCACUUGAGUCAAUGAAUUGGGUAUCACACGCUGGUCGGUGGUGAACCAUACACCACGCCGUCGCAACAGAAGUUACUGCUGUAAUGUCAUUGCAUCGAAAUAACUGCAAGUUAUCAUUAGAGUAGCGCUUCUGCUGUCUAUUUGAAAUGCUUAGUUGAAAGAGAAGGCAACCAGGCUGGGUGAAGUAGAUGUAUAAAUGUUAUGGACAUGCAAUGGUAUAGUCAGCAUCUGGAAUCUUAAAGCGCUCUGCAGCGCUUGCUGUGGUGAAGUGUGAUGCCAGGCGAUUAAAGGACAAGGCUACAGGAAACAAUUCUCCUUAACUACACCACCUCUACUGGUUGGUCACCAUGCUGCUCAGUACAGUAACUGCUGGGAGAAAAGUCCAAUAGGACAUUCUGAUGUUUAAAGUUCAAAUUAGGGUAAUCUGUUGGGAAGUAAAACCUGUCCCUCACAUGGUCCGCUUCAUAGAUUUCACUGAAUUCUGGAGAAACAAGUUUGAGCCCCACUUCCACUUCUAUACGCACGCACGCACUUGUGUGAAAAAGUGUUUGCCCCCUUCCUGAUUUCUUAUUUUUUUGCAUG